Magallana angulata is the source of this 1810-nucleotide messenger RNA. Its product is annotated as alanine aminotransferase 2-like. The record is from RefSeq and is a predicted model, not a curated record. NCBI's taxonomy places the organism in Eukaryota, Metazoa, Mollusca, Bivalvia, Ostreida, Ostreidae. The transcript has 3 exons. Bases 234 to 1679 code for a protein of 481 amino acids. Gene Ontology annotation, molecular function: pyridoxal phosphate binding; L-alanine:2-oxoglutarate transaminase activity. Gene Ontology annotation, biological process: biosynthetic process.
AACAGAUUGUCAACGUUGAAUAAACGCUUCAAUGGAAUAUCUUAAAGAAAUUGUUUACUAAAACAUUUGUUCGACUUAAAUGCUCAUUUCAAUAUAUUCCCGAACUUCCUCUUAUUUUGGUUUAGUCAUUAGAAAUUGGAACCAGUCAACGCUGCCUUACACCAGAGAUCCUUGACCCUGGGACGUGAUAUAAUCCUUAUAUACUGAAGGUUAACGAAAUCGACAAGAUAAGCAUGGCAGACAAGGUUCUUACGAUGGAUUCUGUGAAUCCAAAUAUUGUGAAAAUGGAAUAUGCUGUUAGAGGCCCUAUAGUAGCCAGGGCCACUGAGCUAGAGAAAGAGCUGGCAAAUGGUGCCAACAAACCGUUUACAUCAGUGAUGAAAGCCAAUAUUGGAGACUGUCAUGCUACAGGUCAAACUCCGAUUACAUUCAUCCGGCAGGUCCUAUCCGUGUGUGCAUACCCAGAAAUGUUGGAGACCUGCAAUUUUCCCCAAGAUGUCAAAGAUAGAGCCAAAAGGCUGUUGGGAGGCUGUAAGGGAGGCAGUAUUGGAUCCUACUCAGCGAGCCCAGGGAUUGAUGUCAUAAGAGAGGAUAUAGCUAAGUAUAUAUCUGAAAGAGAUGGAGUUCCGAGCAAACCAGAGGACAUAAUGCUGUGCACUGGAGCCAGUGAUGGGAUAAAGACAAUUUUAGCCAUGUUAAUGACAGGGAAGUUGGGGAAAGAGCGAGCUGGCAUCCUGAUUCCAGUACCCCAGUACCCACUCUAUUCUGCAACCCUCACUGAGUUUAAUGCAUAUCCCAUCCCAUAUUAUCUGGAUGAGGAGAAUCACUGGGGACUUGAUGUUAAAGAAUUAAAGCGUGCCCUCAAUGAAGCUAAGCCAAACUGUGUUCCCAGAGCUAUUUGUGUCAUAAACCCAGGUAAUCCAACAGGGCAGGUGCUUACCAGACAAAACAUCGAAGAUGUUAUCAAGUUUGCUAAACAGGAGAAGCUGAUGGUGCUAGCAGAUGAGGUCUACCAACACAAUAUAUGGGGAGAGGGAUGCAAAUUCUUUUCGUUCAAGAAAGUGCUUUCAGAAAUGGGUCCUGAUUAUAACACAAUGGAAUUGGCAUCUUUCAUGUCAGCAUCAAAAGGUUUCAUGGGCGAAUGUGGUUCAAGGGGAGGUUAUGCAGAGAUUGUAAAUUUACUCCCAGAUGUCAAAGCCUGCCUCAUGAAAUCCAUCUCAGCUAAGCUCUGUCCACCAAUUGUUGGUCAAAUUGUCAUGGAUUGCAUCACAAACCCCCCAAAACCUGGAGAUCCUUCGUAUGAGCUAUUCAAGAAAGAAAAAGACAAUGUCUUGGCUCUUUUGAAGAAAAAGGCAGGAAUGGUGACUAGUCUCUUUAACUCGAUUGAAGGCAUCAAAUGCAAUGAAGUUCAGGGUGCUAUGUAUGCUUUCCCACAAAUUUUCUUACCUCAAGGUGCAGUGGAAGAGGCCAAGAAGAGGAACCAGACUCCUGAUGCUUUCUACUGCUUCCAGUUGUUGGAGACAACGGGGAUCUGUGUGGUGCCAGGGAGUGGGUUCAGACAGAAGGAAGGAACAUACCAUUUCCGGAUAACAAUUCUUCCCAAGAUCGAGGAAAUGACCGAUGCCUUAGAGCGCUUCAAAGAAUUUCACCUUGCUUUCUUAGCUCGAUUCAAGAACUAGAGUUAUUUCUAUGAGCUCUAAAAAUGGAACCACUAGAUUUUUAAAAGAAGGAACAAUACCUACCAGAAGAACGAAGACGAUGCAGGCAAUGUGGUGGUAUCUACCUUUAAUGAUAUUGUAUGAGUUUAUAU